AGCUGACGAGAUCCCAAUCCGACGCCAUGGCCGUCGUGGAGAACAAUGCGCGCCUCUCGGCCUUCGUCAACUUCCCCUCGCCCUACACCCAAAGCCUGUUGGAGCGUGCGCUCGUCGCGGUCCUCCCGGCGCUGAGCUUGUCCUCGUCUCCGCCGGACGAGGCCGCGCCGCCGCGCCUGCAAUGGGCUGAUUACGACCUCCUCGCGUUCGACGUGCCGCGGCACGAUGCGCGCUUCCUCAUCUCGUCGUAUGUGUACCGCAAAGCCCUGAUCCGCAAGCACCAGCUGCACACCACCGUGGCGGAGUACUUGGCGAAAUGCGAGCACCGGGGCGUGGAGAGCGCGCUCGUGCGCGGCAUGCCGAAGGGAUGGGUGCUCGAUAUCCAGUUCGCGGACGAGCUGGACGAGAUGCUCAUGGACGACCUGUAUGAGUUGGACGCGGGCAUGCGCGAGAACGAGGGGAGGGAGGAGGACGAGCGCGCGUGGUUCAUCCUCAAGCCGGGGUUCGCGGAGCGCGGGCAGGGGAUACGCAUGUUCAGCACCGAGGACGAGCUGCGGGCUAUUUUUGAGGAGUUCGAGCCGCCAUCAUCAGAUGAAGAGGACGAGGAGGAGCUCGCCCGCCACACGGGAGAGAUUGACCUCGAUGCGGAAGAGGAGGAGGGCGGCACGGCCAUCCUCACCUCGCACAUGAGACACUUUGUGAUCCAGGAAUAUGUCCCACGCCCAGUCCUCUUCGACCUGCACGAGGGGAGCGACGAUGCGUUGCUAGGCCAGAAGUUUCACCUUAGAGCCUACGUCCUCGUCACUGGCGCGUACACCGUGCACCUGGCGCACACGAUGCUCGCCCUCUUCUCCGGCUCGCCCUAUACGCCACCACGCAACGUCGAGGGCGAGCUGGACCUGCGCCCGCACCUGACAAACACGUGUUUGCAGACGGACGCGUUCGGGCAGCCCGUGGGCGAGGACGACCUCGUCCGCCUCUUCUGGGACCUGGAAGCAGCCACGGCCCUGACCCGCACAAAAGGCGGGUACGCGGCCGCAGGCGUCGUCGACCACGCAUGGCUCGAAGCCACGUUCGCCAAGGUCGGCGACGUCGUCGCCGAGACCGUCAAGGCCGGCGCGGAAUGCGGCAGCUUCAACCUCCAGCUCAUGGAAAAUGCGUUCGAGAUCUUCGGCGUCGACCUCCUCCUCUCGCACCCCGCUGACGCUGCGCCCGACACACUUGCCGUGCCGGAGGUGUCGUUGCUCGAGUUCAACGCCAGCCCUGACUUCGUGCAAAGUGGCGACGCUCUGCGCCCUCGCUUGCUCGAUAUGUUCAAGGGCGUGGUCCGGCUCGCCAUCGCGCCGUUCUUCGGCAUCGAUACGGUCGACGCUGAGGAAAGGGGCACGGAGGAGGACAUGGUGCUUGGUGAGGAGCGGUGGGGGUGGCGCUUGGUCGGAAAAGGGGAGGUGCGCGGUGGCUGGUAGAGGUGAGGCAGGGAGGGCCCACAGAUCUCCUCGAAAGUGUCAGCCACCCGUGCGAGCCGGGUGGAUGCAGUUGCCAUUGCGUGGAAUCGCUCGUGGUAAGCAAGUAAUGAGUGCAGUGAGAACGUAUGUGUCAGUGCCAGUACCGCCUACGCUUACAUGACUGGUGGCCAGAGAUGAGCUCGGUCAUGAUUGUCCAAUGACCAUGCUAUACAUGCAACACG
Molecule: messenger RNA, 1687 nt
Organism: Cutaneotrichosporon oleaginosum
Lineage: Eukaryota; Fungi; Basidiomycota; Tremellomycetes; Trichosporonales; Trichosporonaceae
Biological process (GO): protein modification process
Cellular component (GO): P-body
Source: RefSeq, a predicted model, not a curated record